Messenger RNA from Penaeus chinensis, 312 nucleotides. RefSeq lists its product as uncharacterized. Bases 1 to 312 code for a protein of 103 amino acids. The transcript has 2 exons. The record is from RefSeq and is a predicted model, not a curated record. Lineage: Eukaryota; Metazoa; Arthropoda; Malacostraca; Decapoda; Penaeidae.
AUGUUGACUGCGGCUCAGAUCAUGAUCAACAAUAUCAAGGAAAUGAAAGGCAGAAAACCUCAAUUGCAAUUAGGAAUUAAAUCAAAAGACGGGGUAACUCUUCACAAUGACGAAGAUAUCACAAAGAAAUGGGAAGAAUACAUAGAGAAGGAACUCUUCAAGGAUGAUAGAAAAGAUCCUCUGGAAAUAGGGACCAAAGACAACAUGGUUAGUAUAUCACAACAGGAAGUUGAAGACACCAUAAAACAACUCCCUAAAAACAAAGCUCUAGGAGAAGACAACUUACCAGCAGAGUUCUUCAAAGAACUUUGA